UCCAAGAGAAACCUCAUAUCCAGACUCACACCUUCUCUCACACCUAAUAAACAUCACCGCAACCCCUCUCACACACACUCGCAAUGGCCCCAAUUACUACCGACGCCUACCUACAGGCCGUCAAAUUUCGCCGCACCGUGUACCCACUCACCAACAAGUCCCCCGUAUCCGACGCUCGCAUCGAGGAGAUCGUGCAAGGUGUGAUCGGCUCGUCGCCCAGCUCCUACAACACCCAGUCCACACGCGUGCUCGUCCUGCUCGGCGCACAGCAUGAGAAGCUAUGGGACCUAGUGCGUGAGCACGCUCUACCGCUGCUGCAGGGUGCCGGUGAGGACGUAGUCAAGAGCAUGGAGGGUCGCUUCAGCAUGUUCCGCGCCGCGUAUGGCAGUGUUCUGUUCUUUGAGAACAAAGCCACCGUCGACGAAGCUGCCAAGACGCAUGCGGCUGUCGCAGGCAUGUUCCCCCAGUGGUCAGAACAUGCGUCCGCCAUGGCACAGGUGCAGCUUUGGACAGCGCUGGAACUCGAGGGUCUGGGCGCGAACUUGCAGCAUAUGAAUGCGUUUCCACCCGUUGCUGCAGCGAUCCGCAAGCAGUGGGAUCUGCCCGAGGCGUGGAUACUGACGGCGCAUCUGAACUUUGGCACAGUGAACGGCGAGUUUCCAGAGCACCCCAAGAAGUUGCCCUUUAGUGAGACAGUUAAAGUUGCCAAAUAGUGAGGCUAGACGAAUUGAAAUGUGCUAGGUAUAUCGAAGGCGUGCCUGGUGGAAUGCAGAUUCUGGUGAUAGAUGACGUCAUUAGGUACAGUAUGCCCCGCGUUCAUCAAAUGCCUAACGGCAUUCCACUGCAUUUAACCUAGACGAUCC
This is a messenger RNA of Pseudovirgaria hyperparasitica, 863 nucleotides long. RefSeq names its product Nitroreductase. The transcript has 2 exons. The record is from RefSeq and is a predicted model, not a curated record. Gene Ontology annotation, biological process: cellular response to oxidative stress. Lineage: Eukaryota; Fungi; Ascomycota; Dothideomycetes; Acrospermales; Acrospermaceae. The coding region runs from base 84 to 713 and encodes 209 amino acids.